Molecule: messenger RNA, 4744 nt
Organism: Ciona intestinalis (vase tunicate)
Lineage: Eukaryota; Metazoa; Chordata; Ascidiacea; Phlebobranchia; Cionidae
Source: RefSeq, a predicted model, not a curated record
AGUUCUACAAUUUUAAAUACCUUCAAUUGCUCUGAAACAUACAGUUUUAAUGGAUACUAAAGUCAUGACCAACGCUUCAGCAAUCAAAUGCAGAAAAUGUGGCAGUAUUAUUUUGCUUCCUAAUACCUCAGUGUGGACUGAAUUGACAGAAGGAAUCUAUCUACCGUCUUUGAAAAAAGAAGAAGAAACAGGCGUGACAGAAUAUGUAUUUUGGACUGUUUCGGACAUGUUUACAUUUGAAAAUGUGGGAUUUUGUAACACAGUUAAUAACAUAAAGUAUCUGGCUUGUGCUGAUUGCGAAAUUGGACCCAUUGGUGCUCAUUUUAUUAACGAUAAAACUAAAUUUUAUGUUUCUCCUAAUCGUGUUACUAUGCUUGAAGUUCGAAAAGCGGGAAAAGGAGCAAAAGAUUGAUUCUUGUAGCUUACAAACUGUUACCGCUAAUCUUUCAGCUAGUGACCAGUGAAAAUUUUGGUUUCUAAAUAUUCCUUAUGCCACUCUGAUACUCACUGUAUAAAACAAAAUUUUAAAACUAGUUUUUGGCACGAAUGUCCCAGUUUUUCUAAAAAAAUUAGACAGCAGGUAUCAGUGAUGCUAGGCAAACAUUUUGGACCAAAAAUUUUACUGGUCACCAGCUAAGGAUAAAUCCUGUCAUUGUAUAAUGUGUUUGAUCUGAUGAUAAAUAUCACCUUAACUAAAUUGAACUAUUUUAUGUAUUGCCACUUAAGUGACUUUGCAUGAAAUGAAUGCUAAGUUCUAAUUUACCUUGAUUAAAGUACCACAGUAAAACAAUUUAACUGUUUUUGUAAAAUGAAUAAUUGUCAUUCCAUAAGCUCAGCUUUUUCACUGAAUGAAGAACCAUAUAUUAGUAAAGGCAAUUAACACUGUUUUGAUCAUAUAAGUCAUGCCAGAGAUUUAUGUCAUAGUUGGUCUAUUACCCAAAUGACAACUAUUUUAUAUAAGUUUUCAAUUGAAAUAUGCUAUGUUGUGGGGUCCCUUUAAUUAGUGCAUAUCCACUUUGUUCACUAUGUCCGCUAUGUUCACUAUGUCUGCUAUGUCCACAAUAUUAACUACUGGACAUAGCGGAUUUGCACUAAUUAAAGGGACCGCUACGUUGUGUAAAAGAAGCAUGCAUCGUGCACUGUCAAAAUAUCUUCAUUGUUGUAUUUGUGUUAAAUUUAAAUGCAUUUGAUUCUCAUAUUGUAGCUUGUAUGUGCCAAGCUGUAUGUACUAAUGCUUCACUAUUACAUGUCUAUUAAAUCUAAACAACACUGAAACUAUUAUUUAUUUCACACUUUAUUGUUUCUCCCUAAAGUUCUUGAUUCUUCCUAAAUGUAAACACGUAAUAACCAAAUUUUUAAUCCGCUAAAAAUUUACUGAAUUUUUUUGUUUCCGUCCUUGCAGAAAUAGAAUAUUUAUAAAAACUGCAGGAAUAAAAUAAAAUAUUUAAAAAUCUGUUAAAAUGAAAGAGCUUGAAAUGGAAGUUGUAAUGACUUGUCAACCACCACCGAAUUCUGAAGAUAAAGAAAAUGCAAAAGACAAUGAAGAAACAGAAAUUUUAACAAUGGACGUCCAGCCUUUUGUGCCGCAAGAUACUCCAGCUACUUCAACCAACCAUGGUGUAUGUGGUUUAUACAAUCUAGGAAAUACUUGUUACAUGAACAGCACAUUACAAUGCCUAUUACACAAUUCUCAACUAAUGGAACAAAUGUCAUUGAAAUCUUCAAGAAAAUUCAUACUCAGUUUGCCGGCAAUGGGCAGCAUGACGGGCAGGAACUUCUUGCUUUAUUUUUGGAGUCUUUACAUCAAGAAAUAAAAGGAAGUACUCCCAUUGCUCCAACAUUAUCUGUGGUUUCAGAUGAAACUGUGAAACGAAAACGAACUAAAAGCACCGAAAGUCUUGAUGAUGGGCGACCAAAUAAUAAACGAAUGGAUAUCGUUGCCACCAACGGCCACCAUACCAACCUAUUAACCAUCAAUUCUUUCUUUGGUAAAGAGAAGAAGACGGCAAAUGUGAAUGUUCUAAGCAGUGAAGUAGAAUGUGAUGAAGAAGCCACCACGGAUCAUAGCAACAAGUUUCCACAAACUGUAUGCUCCAGACUUAACAAUGGUCAACUUAUGGGAGAUACUGAAAUCACAAGCCCAGUCCCUCAGCAGAAGAAACCAAUGGACCAAACCAACUCCCAAGACAUCACUACUGGCGUUGAAUUAAAGAAGCUGCAACUCACUAAGUACAAGCAAACAAACUUGUUAGCGGAACUCAAGCGAAUAGAUAGUGAAACUACUUCCACUCCCAACUUUGACAAGAUUUUCAAUGAUCCAGUCACGCAGUUCAAGCAGAACUGCACAAACUCUCUUCUCCCAUCUUCUACAUUUCAAUUCAAUUCAAACACACCGUACUCUGCACUGGAAACCCCUAUUUUCUACUCUGAAAUUGCUUCACCAGUAUUUACAAGCCAUUUUAUACCUCAUGAAAAUAUUCUAAACAAAAAACGGAAAAAUCAAAUUCACAUACCAUCACUACAGUCAUUUGACCAAGACACAUUAGCAGUAACAGCCUUAUCACCCCCACUGGAUUUAGCAGGGCAGCCCUUUGCACCACAAAAGCUAUACUCUCUAAGGCGUUCUAACAGCAUACCAAAUUUGUGCCAAAAUUUUCGAAAAUCGAAAAAUGUUGAUUUUUAUGAGCCUAGCUUCUGUGUUAACGGUGAGGGUGUAGAAAAUGGAUUUUCGAAUAACGAACGCAAUUUUGUUUGUGAAACUGACACCAGUUGUGGGCUACAGUCAAUAUCUGGAGACAGAGGUUUACUGCUCACAAAGUUUACCAAUAUACUUGUGGAUGAGAGUGCAGAGCCUGCAACUGGUAGUUCAACUAUCGGGGGCAACUGUUCUGAUACAAUGUCUAAUUUAAGAGAUGAUAUAUCAAGUACAAGUCCCAGCGGCGAUCAUAAUUCAAACGCUAUUGCUGAUAAAAUAUGGAACAGUUAUAUACAAGCUAACCAAUCUGUGGUAGUAGAUACUUUCCAAGGCCAACUAGAAAGCACAGUUGUCUGUUCGAAAUGUGGAUUCAAGUCUGUAACGCACGAACCAUUCAUGUAUUUGUCGUUACCAAUACCUCAUGCUCUCAACCGGUGUAUCAACGUGCAUGUCUCCCCACUUGACCACACCUCACAGCACUUCUCAGUGUACGCACCACGCCAUGGGAAAAUAUCUGACUUACAGGAACAACUGAUUAAAUCAAAUAAACCUGAACUGCAUACAACGGACUUAACCAACUUUUUAUUCUGUGAAGUGAAGGGUUAUAACAUUAUGGAAAUACUAGAGGGAAACAUGCCGCUCAAAAAUUUGAACGACAAAACCAGAAAAUUGGAGCUAAUGGAGUUUCUUAAAUUAAAAUCAGAAAAUGAUGAAAAAGCUGAAUUAUCACCCACAGCAGCAAACACUUCAUGGAAUUCUUGUUGUAUUUGUUUGGACGAGUUUUCUGAUUCAGAACUUCUUCAACACCAGCGUGAAUCUUGUCCUAUUCUUAUUUGCCCCUCAUGUUUGGAAAAUUCAGUUGAACAUUAUGGAAUAGAGAAUUUUUCUUGCCCAGUUUGCCAUACACAUUGUUAUCCAGUUACUGACUUUGUACCUCUGCCAUCAUGCAACCAGAACAGAGACGUACUGGUUACUAUCAGCUUUACAUUCCUUGAUGAAGACAAUGUUGUUCAAGUAAUUAGUGAAGCCAAGCUACUGAACACUUCAACUACUGUGUCAUGGGAUGUAUUAUAUGAAGCUAUUACAAAGCUUACCCCACCACAUCUGCAUGAAGACUUUACGUUGGUGCUUUCCACACGAGAUGGAACUUAUUGCUCCAGAUGUCAGUACCCCACCACUUGUAGGGGAUGCCCCUUACCCCAGGGUGAAAAGGUCACUUUACAGCCGGGUGACAACAUUUCUUGCAGGUUUACUGGUUCACCAAAUCAUGUCAAUAAAAAACAACCACCAGUUGCUAAAAUCAAUUCUACUGAAGAUGUGCUUACACUUGAAAAGUGCCUGAGUGCGUUUACUAAGAAUGAGAUAUUAGACGUCGACAAUCCCUGGUAUUGCCCUGCUUGCUGUGGACAUCAAGUGGCCGAAAAACGACUUCGGAUUUGUCGUUGGCCAGAUACGCUUAUAGUUUAUAUUAAACGAUUUCUCUAUCAUAGUAAAAAUGCUGUGAAAGUUGACGAUGAGGUUUUAUUUCCAAUGGAAUCCUUCAGUCCUGGUCAACUGAGUGGAACUCACCCACAUAACUUCAAAUCAUACGAUCUUACAGCUUGUAUGUCCCAUUUUGGAGGUGUAUACUCUGGUCACUAUGUGGCCCACUGCAAACACCCAGUGACUGGGAAAUGGCAUUUAUUUAACGAUGAAAAUAUAUCAGAGCAAACCCUGUCUUCCAAAGAUAGCGCUGGUGCCUAUGUUCUGUUCUACCAACAUAAGCCAUCACAUAACACUGAGCUAGUAUGAUAUUUUCCUUGUGCCAAUAAAACUUUUUUUUCUGGCUUGGUGAUGUCCAUUUCUUUACUGUAAUUUAUAUAAGCACAUAAAUUGUACUGUAGCCUUUGCAUAUAAUGUGAUCUUUUAGAAGAUUGUAUUUGCAUCUACUGUGUAGGAACUUCUGUGAUAUUGUGUUGUGAAGACUUUUUGCAAAUUAACCUCGACCUCUUGCUUUUUUUCUCCAAUCUCUGAUCAUCUGGUUACAGUAUUAAACUUUAUUCAAAUUAU